AUGGCUCGAACCACUAUGCGUCUCCUCGAUCUGGCAGCGCUCCCGUUUGCAACGCCCCCGCUUCCAGAACCCUCAGAGAUCGGUUGCGCCGAAGGGAGGGGAGGAGCGACCGCGCCGGGGCGCCGCCAGGGCGCUGCCUCGGCGCUCCCCGCGGAGCUCUCGAGAGAGAACGAGACCCUGGCGGCCCCAGGCGCGCUCCCGCAGAGCUCCCUCGCGGGGGUCCUCGUUCGCCCCCCCCCCCCAAGUGGGGUGUGCUCCUCGCGGGGGUGGCCGAGCGCCGCCGAGCACGGCGCCAGGUCCUCUCCCUGCGCCGCCCUCUCCCCCGUCGAGGAGGCGCAGGGCUCGGGCUUGGGGGAGCUCGGGUUGGCCUGA
Messenger RNA from Prorocentrum cordatum, 372 nucleotides. NCBI's taxonomy places the organism in Eukaryota, Dinophyceae, Prorocentrales, Prorocentraceae. The record is from the annotation of a GenBank genome assembly.